CGUUGUAGUCGUGGAGCAGAGGCUAUUCAAUGAGAAGGAGGUCGCCUGCGUGGGGUGAGCCCGGGAUGCCGGCCUGACAGAGGCGGUGCGGGGCAGCCCGGUUGCCUUGGCGCCGGGGUCUUGUCUGUCUGAGCAGCAGGACAUGGCGGAUUUCGACAGUUACGAUGAGCGGCAGCAGCAAUACAGCAGCUUCGGGGGAGGCCGGGGAAGAUCUCGAGUAAGUGGUCCCAGAAAACAGAAGGAAUUACCAACAGAACCCCCAUAUACAGCUUAUAUAGGAAAUCUACCUUUCAAUACUGUGCAAGGAGAUAUUGAUGCCAUUUUUAAAGAAUUGAAUGUGAUGAGUGUUCGACUAGUCAGAGACAAAGAGACAGACAAAUUUAAAGGCUUCUGCUAUGUAGAAUUUCACGACCUGGAAUCUCUUAAAGAAGCCUUGACGUAUGACGGUGCUCUUCUUGGCGAUCGGUCUCUUCGGGUUGAUAUAGCGAGGGAAGGCAGAAAACAAGAGAAGAGUGGAUUUGGCUUCAGGAGAUCAGAAGAGAAAGGAGGUUUCAGAGAUGAGGACUACAGUGAUCGCUCGAUGGGUGGAUUUGGAGGAACCAAAGUCAGAGGUGGUCGCCCCGCGGAUAGGCAAGGAGGUGGAGGUCGCUUCAGAGAAGGACUUCCUCGUGGUUCUGGUAUGGAGUUCAGAGAGGCAACAGAAGAGGAGAGGGCACAAAGACCCAGGCUACAACUUAAACCACGCACAGUAGCUGCUCCCCUCAACCAAGUCGCCAAUCCAAAUUCAGCCAUAUUUGGUGGAGCCAGGCCUCGGGAGGAAAAAUCUGGGCAGGAGGGACCUUAGCAAGGCCGGACUUUGUGGAAAGUAGGCACAGCAGCUUCCAUUCCUAACAUUCCAUGGAUUUCCUUUUGUCUUCUCUUCCACUUGUCCGCACAUCACUGACUUUGGUUUUAAAAACAAACCCGCCAGCUUAUCUGUAGUUUAACACCUGCCUCGUACCAACUUUCUGCUUUGAACAAUUUGCUUUCUGUUAAUGGCAGUUGCUCCAUCUAAAAAAAAGGAGCUUGAAAUAGAUUUUCUGAAGGUACGUGCAAAUGUUGCUGUCUUGAGUUUCUGAAGACCAGAAACACCACUGGUUCAUAAGAACAAUGUUGUACCAUCAGCUCUCAUCAACUAACUUUGUCCAAACUGCUUGUAAUGGUCUCAGAUAAAUCUGUGCCUACACAUAUGUUUCGUUUAUAUAUUAUUUACAUAAGUAUACAGUAAACACAUUUAUAUUAUAAAUACACAUUUUAUAUGUUUGGGGAUUUUGGAUAUUGCGGAGAGAUUUGAUUUGAAAGGCACUCGGGACUCUGCAUGGUUAAAUAUACAGCAAGAUAGGGCACAACUUGCAUGCAAAGACAUCAAGAAGCACAUCCAGUGUCAUUUUUUCAGGGGCCAGUUCCUUUUGAAGACUCACUCACAGUUCUUGACUACUCAAGGUUUCAAGAUGUGUUUAUGUACCCAUGUACUCUCCGCUCGGGUUCCGUUCAGCAGGCAAAUGACAAUUAAAAAGUGUGCUUUUUAGCACACUGUGUGGCCUUUUGUUGUCCCGUAAGUGAAUCCCAUUUAUCGAUUAACCCAGAAGAGCAUACAUCCAACAGAUAUCAUAAUGAACAGUAUCUUUGGAAUGCUGGAGGUUAUGAGUUUCACAGAACAUGGAAAACCACCCUAAAUUAUUGAUGGUCUCAUAGGUAACUUCACAAUU
Leucoraja erinaceus (little skate) is the source of this 1748-nucleotide messenger RNA. It is a transcript of the gene eif4h, whose product is annotated as eukaryotic translation initiation factor 4h. The record is from RefSeq and is a predicted model, not a curated record. Lineage: Eukaryota; Metazoa; Chordata; Chondrichthyes; Rajiformes; Rajidae. Gene Ontology annotation, molecular function: RNA binding.